UUUCAUGCAUGCUCCCGUGUCCGCCAGUUGUCGAGCCAGCUUUACUCGUCACCAACAUCCCAUGAUGUAGAACUACAAGUCGCAUAGUUCAAUCAUCGGAUCUCUAUGAGGUGACAGCUCCCAGAAUGCCGCGUGCUUUGUCCUGCUUCACCUUGUCCAUAGUCUCCAUGGCUACGUAGAGCGGAACAUAUAUAAAUAUGGUGACUUGAGAGCGCUGUGACCUCGCUUGAGUGAGAAGAAUGUCAAUCCGGGGGAUGGUCCUGAUAACUAUUGCCGUCUGCAUCGGUCUGGUACACGGGCAAAGUGCAUCGAGUCUCGCAGGCAGCUUCCCGUCCACCACAUUCGAGCAGACUUGCGCUGCAUCCUGGGGGCAGCCGAAUUCCCAAGGAAGUGUCAUCCAGCUGAAACUUGACCAAGCAUCAGGCUCUGGAAUCGAGUCCAUCCACACAUACUUUUACGGCUUCUUUAGUGCUUUGAUCAAGCUCCCUGCGAGCUACUCAGCUGGAGUGGUGACGGCUUUCUAUAUAUCAAACUACGAUACCUUCCCACACAACCACGAUGAAGUGGACUUCGAGUUCCUUGGAGUUGCCGCUGGAACACCUUACUUGCUGCAGACUAACAUCUACGGAGAUGGUAGUGCCAAAGGCCGCGAGGAGCGGAUAAACCUCUGGUUCGACGCAACAGCUGAUUUCCAUCGAUACAGCAUCCUCUGGAACAGUUAUCAGCUCGUAUUCUUCAUAGACGAUAUUCCUAUAAGACGGAUGGCAAGGAGUGGCGAGUUAGGACAUCAAUAUCCAUCAAAGCCAAUGAAAGCUUACUCGUCGAUUUGGGACGGUUCUAACUGGGCAACUGACGGUGGACAUUCUCCAGUAAACUAUGCAUAUGGCCCCUUCGUCGCAUCCUUCACGGACUUGAAGUUGCAAGGAUGCGAGGAAGGCUCAAUCUGCUCUGACCAGCAAAACGAAAUUUCAAGCAUUCGGGACCUCACUGAACAGCAAAAGAAUGAUUUAGCAUGGGUCCGGGAGAAUCACCUCACUUACACUUAUUGUAAUGAUAGACAACGAUACCCGAUCCCAUUCCCCGAAUGUUCGUAA
Messenger RNA from Selaginella moellendorffii, 1094 nucleotides. Its product is annotated as probable xyloglucan endotransglucosylase/hydrolase protein 28. Gene Ontology annotation, biological process: xyloglucan metabolic process; cell wall biogenesis. The record is from RefSeq and is a predicted model, not a curated record. Gene Ontology annotation, cellular component: cell wall; apoplast. NCBI's taxonomy places the organism in Eukaryota, Viridiplantae, Streptophyta, Lycopodiopsida, Selaginellales, Selaginellaceae. Bases 240 to 1094 code for a protein of 284 amino acids. Gene Ontology annotation, molecular function: hydrolase activity, hydrolyzing O-glycosyl compounds; xyloglucan:xyloglucosyl transferase activity. The transcript is spliced from 4 exons.